UAUAUGCACACGUGUGCAAGCUGCAACAGUCCAUCUGAUUUGUUUAUGUUGCAGGCUUCUUCAAUUAAAUUAAAAAUAUCGGAUGUGACUAAGAGUACGGGAGCAUCGUCUGAUGCCGUCUCAGUUUUUAAAAGGAAGUCAAAUGAUAUCAGAUGGGAGUAUGGAAUGUUAAUUGAUACAAAGAAUAUGGACAAAGUUAAAUGUAAGCUGUGUGUCAAAGUUAUGUCUGGAGGAGUUUAUAGAGUUAAAGAACACAUCGGCCACAUUUUCGAAAAUGUUUCUACAGGUCCAAAAUCUUCUUCGGAUGAUAAAGCCAAAUGUAAGAAUGCUAUUGCCGAGGCAAAGAGUAAGAAGAAGAAUAAGAGGAAAGAGAAAGAUUUGAUGAGAUCCUCUGUUAAUAUUUCUGAAAUGGAGGAAGGGGAUGCUGAAAAUGAAUUGCAAGAGUUAGGGAGUAAAAAAACACCUCGUACACUUGGCCAUAUGGAUAAGUUUACAAGCUCCAUCACCCCUGAAACAAGUGCAGGAAUGACACAAAGGCAACAAAAUAUCAGUGAAGCACUCUUUAAAGAGAGAACGCAGUCUGUUCGUCAAUAUUGUGCUAGAUAGGUGUACGAAGCCAGCAUUCCUUUCAAUGCUGUUGAUAAUGAUAGCUUUAAAUUGUUUGUUGAGACGGUUGGUCAAUUUGGGUCGGGCUUCAAACCUCCCAGUCAAUACCAGUUGAGGGAACCAUUGUUA
Molecule: messenger RNA, 735 nt
Organism: Diospyros lotus (date-plum)
Lineage: Eukaryota; Viridiplantae; Streptophyta; Magnoliopsida; Ericales; Ebenaceae
Exons: 1
Coding region: 4-606 (200 amino acids)
Molecular function (GO): DNA binding
Source: RefSeq, a predicted model, not a curated record